This is a messenger RNA of Punica granatum (pomegranate), 1496 nucleotides long. NCBI's taxonomy places the organism in Eukaryota, Viridiplantae, Streptophyta, Magnoliopsida, Myrtales, Lythraceae. The record is from RefSeq and is a predicted model, not a curated record.
CUGCUCUACCGCCGCACCGCUGCUCAUUGGUUUGGUUUGGUUUGCUUUGCUUUGCUUUCUGUGGGGAUCUUCAUCUCCGUCCCUCUCGCAGACGCUCUCUUCCCCCCGCUUCGGCCUUUCCCUCCUUUCGCUGCCCAUUUGGGUUGCUCUUUCUUUGGGGCUUGGGCAGGGCUGUGGCGAGUGACCAACAAUUGAGCAGGUCGGAAGAGGAGGAGCGGCGGGGAGGAGGUGUUUGUUUGUUUGUUUGGGAAGAGGAAAAUGAUGUUUCCGAGGCUGAUUCAGACCCACGAGGGGCUUAUCGGGCAAGAUCAAGACCUGCAGGUCGUCGGCGGCGGCGGAGGCCCCAGUCGAGGAGCCGGAGGAGACCCUUGUCUGGUCCUCACCUCCGACCCCAAGCCCCGCCUCCGGUGGACCGCUGACCUCCACGAACGCUUCGUUGACGCCGUCACUCAACUCGGAGGAGCCAGCAAAGCCACUCCAAAAGCUAUCAUGCGGACAAUGAAUGUGAAAGGCCUCACUCUCUUUCAUUUAAAGAGUCACCUCCAGAAGUACAGAUUAGGCAAGCAAUCAGGAAAAGACAUGGGUGACUCACCAAAAGAUGGAAUGUCAGGUUCUUACCUUCUAGAUAACCCUGGGAGUGGUAAUUCUUCUCCAAGCUUACCUUCCUCUGAUGUCAAUGAGGGUUAUGAAGUCAAAGAGGCAUUGAGGGCACAAAUGGAAAUGCAGAGUAAAUUGCAUCUUCAAGUCGAGGUUGAGAAGCACCUGCAGAUACGUGUGGAUGCGGAGAGAAGUUACAUGGUGAUGCUUGAGAGGGCCUGCAAGAUGCUGGCUGAACAAUUCAUCGGGGCUCCACUCCCAGACACAUCAUCAGAUGGCCAGAAAUCAUUGCAGAUAUUAUAUGAGACGAAGCCUCCUGCAAGAGGCAAUGAUGCGCUUGGGUUCUACCCUCAUGUGGUGGGCCCUGCUCAUGGGACAGAGGAAGAUGUCCCACCGAGCCUGCAUUCUCAGAGGGCCGACUGCUCCACCGAGAGCUGUCUUACCUCCCAGGAGAGUCCUGGUGGUUUGGCUUUCGAGGACUCCCCAAUCGGUGGGAAGAAGAGGAUGAUGGGUAUGGAGCCAAGUGGUGGUGUGCCCUUGAUUUGGGGGGAAUCUAAGCUAAGGGCAGGGGAGAUCGGUGUACCUCCAGUGCACCCGCAUGGGAUCACGGGAUAUGGUAUGUAAUAAAGAGGCUCAGGGAGUUCCAUUUGUUAUCACGGGCUAUGCAGGUACGUAGGAGGCUUAGCGAGUUGGGAAUAUGUUUUCUUUGAGAUCCAGUGGUUUCUAAUAUGUUCAAUUGUAAAAUAUGUCCCUUAGUUUCCUUUGUUUUUGCCCAGUCUGUUAAAGCAUAUCUUAGGGAGGAUGAUGGAAACAAAGAAAAAACUCAUGUAAAUUUUUCCGACCGACCGAUGAAAUGUCCACUUAAUUGGAUUCUGAUUGAAAUAUUUGGUUUGAAAACA